Messenger RNA from Rhipicephalus microplus (southern cattle tick), 1500 nucleotides. RefSeq lists its product as uncharacterized. NCBI's taxonomy places the organism in Eukaryota, Metazoa, Arthropoda, Arachnida, Ixodida, Ixodidae. The record is from RefSeq and is a predicted model, not a curated record.
CAUGCAUGUAGACAGUAGAAUCUUCUAUGCAUUAGAAAGUCCUUGUCGCACGUCAUACUCGUAAUAUUCCUGCACAACACAUUGCUAACUCUUGCUGCAGUGAUGUAGGCAUGUGGACUGCCACAAGGUCAUCCAAUUUUUUUUUAAUGGUCCGGUCCUCACACAGGCGUGAAAAAGAAUGCCAGCAUUUAUUUUGAGCCUUAAACUGAAUAACCUCAGUGACGAAAAGCCCGUGCGAGAAGAGAGAGACCCUUUCUAGGUUUGCACGAAAGUUACUAGCCCUCAGUUUUUUUUUUUUUCCGAAGCGAUUAGCCGUGGCGAUAUUAUUUUAAAAGUGUAUGUACGUUCUUACUGGUGUACGCAAAUUAAAAUAGCGUUACUGGCAUCACGAUCAUCAUCAUCAGAUAAAUACAAGCAUUCGUAUUUUUCAGCCGUUCUGGUUCCGGCGCGAAAAAAUUGCGGCAAACGUCCUGAAAAAAGUUCGCUGCACUUACAAGCUUUGCGAACACAACCAAGCUCGCGAGUGCUUUAUCGGCGUUAUCACAAAAUCUGGUAAGCAGCCGUAGUUGCUUGGGUGCCCCCACCCUCGCUGGCUGCCUGUCUUUCGUCAACAUGGGUCGCCGGCGAAUCCUGAGAACGCCGUCCGAGGAGCGCGAACACCAGCUAAGACGUAAGGAAAUGAGGCGGGCCCGCAUACGUGCCCAGACGGACGAACAACGCGCCAUUGCUCGAGCGAAGCACGCCGAACUGCAGCGCCGAAGGCGACGGGAGGACCCCGAAGUUCGGCAGCUGGAGGCGGCCAAACACCGCGCCCGCCGCGAAAUCGAGGCAGUGCGACAGCGCGAGGCCGAAGUGAGACGGCUGCACCGACAGAACGCCGCGGUUGUGCAGCACGAUGUGGAGGCUCAACGUGCGAAGUGGCGCGAAGCGCAGGCACGACGACGCCGCCGCCAGGACCCCGAAGCUCGCCAGCUCGAAGCGGCCAAGCGUCGACUGCGACGCCAAGACGCCGCAGUACGUCAACGAGAGGCAGAGGCCCGACGCCGUCACCGCGAAAGAGCUGCACUCAGGCAGCGUGCUGCACUUGAGAGAGUAGACUUCGUGUGCGACGUUUGUUCUCGUCCCGCCGAGCUGUCUCCUAUCCGUACGUCUCACGUGCCGAUGCUCACGGCCCAGCGUCCGAGCAAAGACGUGCCUUCCUUCAUGCUGUGCCCUUCGUGCCAAAGCGACCUGCGGAUGGGUGCGAUUCCCCCGCUUACCAGGAGUUCCGCGUAUCCCGCUAAUCCGGCGGGUUUGUGUGAAUACCACUCGCUGUGCAGUAGUGACUAUGAAGAUCCACAGUGCCUGCAGAGACCUGCCAGAAGACUAAACUCUGAAAGGAACGCUAAAGAAAGCAAGGUUGACUGCUGCUUGCAGACAGAUGGCACAGGAAAGGUUGAUUGUUUUGCACAGACUGAAGAUGCUGCAAAGGUAAUGUGUCCAUGCCCCCUCCUUAUAUAA